Messenger RNA from Haemorhous mexicanus (house finch), 2905 nucleotides. It is a transcript of the gene ATRIP, whose product is annotated as ATR interacting protein. Bases 40 to 2433 code for a protein of 797 amino acids. The transcript has 13 exons. NCBI's taxonomy places the organism in Eukaryota, Metazoa, Chordata, Aves, Passeriformes, Fringillidae. The record is from RefSeq and is a predicted model, not a curated record. Gene Ontology annotation, biological process: DNA repair; DNA damage checkpoint signaling.
GCCCCGCGGCGUGUGGGCGCCGCGGGUCCCGGUCCCGCCAUGGCGGCGCUGCCCGGGCCGCGCAAGCGGAGCGGUCCCGCGCUCUGCGGGGACAGCGGGGCCGCGGCCGCCCCGCCGGCACUCCGGAACGUCCUUCCCCCGCACAAGCGCUCCAAGAGCGCCGUGACCGGCAUCGUGGACCCCUUCGGGGACAGCGAUGACUUCACGGCGGACGACCUGGAGCAGAUCGACAUCCUGGCCUCGCAGGCGCUGUCGCAGGAUCCGCCCGCGGGACACGCGUGGCGAGCCCCGGAGCUGCCCCGGGGCGGGCGGCAAGCAGGAAGCAGAGCAGAAGAUGGUCUGAUGAGAGAUGCAUUCCAAUUUGAAGUGCUGCAGACACAGCAUGAAGAAGUCAAACAGAAGCUGAAAGAAAUGCAGGAUGAAAUUCUCACUAAAAAUGGAGAAAUUAAAAUUCUGCGUGACUCAAUGCAGCAGAUGGAGCAUGCUAUGGAAGAACAGAAAAAAUCAUAUCUGCUACUGGAACAGCAAAAAUCUCAGAUUUUGAGUGAAAAAGAAAAAGAGUUCUCCAAAAAGUUACAGUCGCUGCACUCCGAGCUGCAGUUCAAGGACGCAGAAAUGAAUGAAUUAAGAACACGACUUCAGAACUGUGAAAGAAACAAACACCCUUCUCAGGCAGUUCCAACAACAAGCCCUAAAAAGAAUCUUGUGGUACAAGUGAAAUCAGGAGGAUGUUCUCCACAGCCAGAAAGAAGAUCUUUUCCUACAAAGGAAUCCUUCAAUGCUGAAACAUCCACUAGGCCAUCGAGUUCUUCAGGAAAUUUGAUGGCCCGGACAACUUCAAUCAAGGAAGACAGGAAGAUAACCCAUCCUGAAGUUUCAUCCCUGAAGCAGCACAAAGCAACAGGAAAAAAUGGUUCCUACAGCUCUGUCCCCAAAUGGAAAACACGAGGUUCUAUCUUGCUGAAUGCACUGAUGAAGCAGCCCAUAGUCCCUGGGUCACUUCUAGGUUUCUGCCACCUUCUCAGCAACUCUGAGCCUCUGUCUGGAGCUGUGUUGCCACCCAACUCUUUGGAUACGAAGCCCACACAACUCCCCAGCAGCAGGACAACUCAAGAAGGAAUUUCUCCUCUUGUAUCCCUGCAAGAAGCUCAAAAACUGGCAAUAACAGGACUGAACUUGAUUGCUCUGGAUGAAGGAUUAUCUGAGGGAAGCCCAGCAGAAGGCCAGGGAGGGCUCCUGCCCCUCACACAGAGCAGGAUCCGGGGUGCUGUGCAUCUCCUGCCCUUGGUGGAGCACCAUGUUGGUGCCUUCUGCCGAGCAGAGCAGCUCGGGGACACGCCAGGGAAUGGAGCUUGUGGGAGCCACCCAGCUGCUGGUUCCAGAGCCAGCACAAACACAGGCUCAGGCAAGGAGGACUUCAGGUUGAACCUUGAAGAAACUACUCUUGUAUCACUGGGGAUCCUUUAUUAUCUGGUGUUCUACAGCUGGGAUGUUGUCCACACAUUGCUGUCUGCUGAAAAGGAAAACAGGUCUGCUGCUGGAGAGGAACAGGUUUCCAAGACGGACAAAAAUGUGUCGUGUGACAAUCAGUGUGACAAUAAAGAAGAGAGCAGGACACAAGGAGGGCUGGCUGCUCCACAGGAUCCUCCCAAUACUGAUGGAGCUCAACAUUCUUUGUUUAAAAAGCUGCUUCAGAUUUUAGCUUUUUCUGCUGCAAGGGGUUCCCAGACUGACAAUAUCCUGAGCCAAAGCCUAAAAGUUUUGGUAAAAUUAGCUGAAAAUUCAACUAUGGACUUAUUAAUAAAUUUCCAGCACAUACUGAGUAGCCAGGUGCUGCAGUGCUGCCUGAGGCCCGAGAGCCCUGUGCCUGCCGUGCUUCUGACUGUGAGACUCCUGUGUGCUCUUGCUCAGCACCACCUGCUGGCUGCUCAGCUCUGUUCUCGUUCAGACACCUGUCUUCUCCUUGCACUCUACAUGUACAUAACAUCAAGACCAGAUAAAUCAGCAUCUGAAAUGCUUUGGCUUCAGCUGGAGCAAGAGACAGUGAGGCUCCUGACACGCUGCCUGUGGUGCCCCAGACCAGCAGUUUUAUUUCCUGGCACAGACUGUCAGUGCUACCUCGAGGUGGUUAAGGCACUAAUUGUGAUGCUGCACAGACAGUGGAUGAAGAUUAGAUCUGAGAGCAGCUUGUGUGCACAUCGGGAACGAGUUAUUCAGUUCUUACGGGACGCUGUUUUACUCUUGCACAGCCUGUCUCAGAAAGAUAAACUGUUCCAUGAACACUGUUUGGAAGUUCUCCAUCAAUAUGACCAAGCCCUGCCAGGCAUAAGAGCCAUUCUCAAAAAGACUCAAAAACUGAAUGCCUCUGAAGAGCUGAUUUUGGAUGAAUUGUAUCCUCCUGAGCCAGAAGAGCAAGGAACAGACUCCAGCUAGCCAACAGCAAAGAUCUCUGUCCUUCCUCAUCUGAAUCAUCAUUGCCAAUGUAAAUGUGAACUUUGAAUCAUCCUUUUAAGUGAUAAUCUUGGGUUGCACUCAAACACAGCACAACUAAGACACAUUUCUCUGUUGUAAUUAUUUCAGUGCUAUCUAAAUGUAGCUGAAAGCAAAGGAAUUCUGAUGAGAGUGAUACUGCUGUGCAAAUUCACUCAAUGGCUUAUGACUGGUUCUGGUAAUGAAUUCCAUCCUGUAUGAAACUGCUGUGAAUGGAAUGGAAAUUUCUCUCUAUUCUCCAUUUUCCUGUGACUACAGCUGAAUUUAUGGUGCUGAGGUGUUUGGCAUCACUGCAUUCACAUGAAAGCCUUUUGAACACCCUUGUGUCUUUUGUAGCUGUACCACUUCCUUGUGUGACUUCCAGAAUUUUCAUACUGUUGAUAUUAGUAAACAGUUUAUGGUGAUUUUAAAAAAA